AUCAGCCACAUUAGCGCCGUAGUAAAUAAACCGACUGAGCACAGAAAAUGAAUGGAAAAUGUCGUCUCUGUCUAGGAAGUUUACCUACCGAACCACGAGUAUCUAUCAGAGACGCAGCCUUCCACGUAGAAUUGAAAAAUGUGUUCCAUUUUGAUAUUGCGUACGAUAUGCAACUGCCGGAAUACGUGUGCGUUGAAUGCAGAGGCACAGUGGCAUAUAUUCACUCAUACUGCAAACAGGUACGGAACAAUCAGGUACAGCUGAUCGGUCAAGCAAAGGAAAGCUAUCUGCAACCGGUAGAAAAUGUCAAAGUGGAGUCGCUGUACGAUGCGGACUAUUUCGAAACGGAGGAUUGCGCUACAAAAAAUGAACCUGAAGUUGGGCAGGACCUGCAAGCGGAACAACCAUGCAGUCCAGCAGGUUCCAAUGAGGAGAAACCCAAGAGUCCACCAGUAAGAAGAGCUGAAAAGUGUGUGGUUGAAGACAAGGAGGAACGAGAAAAAUCUUGGCGACGGAGUCGCAGGAACAUAAAAGAAAAGAACAUCGCAAACAGAGCAAGUGCGAAACGAGAAGUGCAAACGAAGCACCUGGAGAAUGAUCAGAUGAUAAAGGAUUUCUUCAGCCUUGAAUGCGAGAUCUGUUCUGUUCCAUUGGAAAGUUUUGUGACGCUACUAGAUCACUAUCGUUGCGCACACGAUACGAGAGGCUAUGUGCGUUGCUGUGGUAAGCAGUUCUUUCGUCGCUACAUACUGGUGGACCACAUCGCAGCGCAUCGUGGUUCGACGCGGUGCGACAUUUGCCAGAAAACGUACAAAACCAAACGCUAUCUGCUGCUGCACAUUGCGAAAAGCCACAGCAGUGAGGAGGAACGACCGUUCAAAUGCGCCAAGUGUCACAUUUCUUAUCCCAAGCAGUACUUGCUGCGCGCACACGAACUGCUACACGUUCAGCAACAGUGCCAUAUUUGCCAGAAGGUGCUCUCCAAUAAUCAGUCGCUUAAAGUGCACAUCGCUCAAAUGCACAGCGAUGACGGCAACCAUAUUUGUGAUACGUGCGGUAAGGUUUUUCGCACAAAACCGGCGAUGGAACGGCACAUCAACGAGCAUCAAGGGUUGGAUGUAGUUGAGCGACUGCAAUGCGAGUACUGCAAGAAGUGGUUCAGUGGAAAGUACAAUCUGAACAAACACAUUCGCUUUCUGCACAUGCAGGAUGGUCAGGUGUUUUCUUGCGACGUUUGCCAACACAUUAGUCCAAAUAGUCGAGCGCUCGCGAACCACAAGCAGCGGAUACACGUGGAGGAACGAUUUGAAUGUGAGUACUGCGGGAAGCGAUUUAAACGAAGGCCCAAUUUGCGCGAGCACAUUGCAACGCAUACGAACGUGCCGUUGUAUUCGUGCGAAAUUUGCGAAAACCGUACGUUCAACUCGAAGGCAAAUUAUUUUACUCAUCGGAAAAACAAACAUCCACAGGAAUGGGAGGCACGUGCACGUUUGCGCGCGGAACGAUUGAUGAACAAUACUCCAACGAAGCAACAAACGAAAACAACCAAUCGGUUCGCAAUGCUCAAGAUAGAGCCUGCAAAAUCGUCCGAAAUCGAUGAAAUUAGUGGAAAAUGUCGCCUGUGCUUACAAUGUUUCGAUUCCGCCAGCACAACAGCGAUCACAGAUGAAGAUUUUGGCGCAAAGCUAGAGGAUGUGUUCAAGUUUCCGAUUCUUCCGGGAGAUAUGCUACCGGAGCAGGCAUGCCACGAAUGCCUGACGAUUGUGUCGGAUUUUCAUACCUACAGCCGUCAAGUGAAGCUGAAUCAGGAGCAGUUGCGGUAUCAUUUUAAGGAGCAAAAAUUUCAUCCAUUUGAGGAAGUGAAAAUUGAAGCUCCUGAAGAGGAAGAUUUCUACGAUGCAGAAAUUGAAGAUGCUGAAGAAGAGCAUGAACAGAAAGUGAACGUAAUCGUCACACGCAAACCUGCCAAGCGAAGGCACCUCGAAGUCGUUGACGAUGUUAGUGACGUAGACGAGGCAGACAUUGACGAAGAGGAUGAUGAUGAUGAGGAUUUCGUACCCAAAGUUGAUCCCACGGAUGGUAUUUUGAAAAUUCCAGAGCGACGUCGUCGUCCGACGGUAAAAAAUAAGCAAUCGCACAAGAAAAAGGAACGAAUUUUCAAACCCGAAAAACAGUCGGAAAAGCUGGAACCGGAAGAGCUUGCGAAACAGAUCGAGAAUGAUAAGCGGAUACAGGAAUUUUUCAAAUUUCAGUGUGAAAUCUGCUCACUGCCGAUGGAGAACUUCUCCUAUCUGCAGGUACACUAUAGACGAGAGCAUGGUACGAAGGGCUACAUACGCUGUUGUGAGAAAAUGUUUUAUCGACGUUUUCAACUUCUGGACCAUAUCGCUGCACAUCAGGGCACGAUCAAGUGCGAGGUGUGUCAGAAAAGCUACAAAAGCAGCCGCUACCUUGCGCUGCACAUGAUGAAAAGCCACAGCCGCGAGGAGGACCGACCGUUCAAGUGCGACAAGUGUCAUCAGUCGUUCCAUAAGGAGCACCUGCUGAAGGCCCACCAGGCUAACCACCUGUCAGAAAAGUGCCCGAUCUGUGACAAGGUCGUAUCGUCCAAGUACGCACUGAAGACGCACGUCGCACAUAUGCACGGUAGCGAUGGCAAUCAAAUAUGUGACGUGUGUGGCAAGGAGUUCCGGACGAAGCAGGCCAUGGAGCGGCACAUCAACGAGCACAUGGGGGUAGAGGUGGUACAGAAGGUACAGUGUCACGUGUGUCAACGAUGGUUCCACGGGAAGUACAAUCUGCGUAAGCACAUCCGAUUUAUGCACAUCGAGGGUGGCCAAGUGUUCCGUUGCGAUCUGUGCUCGCACGAAAGCCCGAACAGUCGCGCUUUGCUGGAUCACAAGAAGCGCGUGCACGUGGUGGAGCGGUUCGAGUGUGAGCUGUGCGGGAAACGGUUCAAACGGAAGCUGUAUCUGCGGGAACACAUUGCGUCGCACACUGGUCAACCGCUGUACGAGUGUGGCAUUUGUGAUGCCAAGUUUAAUUCCAACGCGAAUUGUUACAACCAUCGAAAGAUCAAACAUCCCGAGGAAUAUCAGGCACGUAGGCAAGCUUUCUUAGAGGCACAACGUAAAGCGCCCGACAGUGAGCUAAAGAAAGAGGAUCAAACAAUUUAUCAUUGUAAAAUGGAUGAAAAGUGUCGCCUAUGUCUAGAAGAAGUAGAAUUUGCGGCAACCAUAGCGAUAACGGACGAAUCGUUUCGGCGGAAGCUGAAAAAUGUGUUUCUAUUCGCGAUUGCUUCAGACAACAACCUUCCGGAGCAGGUAUGUCAACAGUGCGAGGCAACCGUAUCGGAGUUUUACCUGUAUAGCCAGCAGGUACAGGCAAACCAGCGACAGCUAAGAUCUGUACCGACCACCGAAAAAGCGCCCCAGGAAAUUAUAAAAGUAGAACCAGAGUUCAAGAUUGAAAUUCUACAACGGGAAGCUUCGGAAGAACCGCUCAUGGGUAUUGAGUGUGUCGAUGUGAAGGAAGAGUUCAGUGGAAGUGUUUCGCUCGAAUCGGAACCUGAAUCGGAAUGCACCUCAGAUGAUGAUGCCAUAACGCCACUCAGAAGGGGUCGUCGCCGUAGAACGGACGAAGGUGACAGAAAAGCGAGCCAUCGGGCGGAAGCGAGACGCAGAUCAGACGGAAACCAUCAGGCUCGAUUGCAGGAGAAGGACGAAAAGAUAAAGGAGUUUUAUACGCUCGAAUGUGAAAUAUGUUCCAUACUGCUGGAUAAUUUCGUACAGCUUCAGGAACACUAUCAGCUGGUGCAUGAAACGCGGGGGUAUAUACGCUGCUGCAACAAGCAGUUUUAUCAUCGCUACACGCUGCUGGAUCACAUUGCCGUGCAUCGGGGCACGAUAAGGUGUGAGGUGUGCAAUAGAAGCUACAAAACGAAACGUUAUUUGGGUUUGCACAUGGCCAAAAGCCAUGGCACCGAGGAAGAGCGGCCAUUCAAGUGUAAUAAGUGUGGUUUGUCCUACCCGAAGCAGUACUUACUUCGAUCGCAUCAGCUGAUGCACGUGCAGGCGGAAUGCAGCAUCUGCAAGAAGGUCCUGUCCAGCAAUUACGCACUCAAGGUGCACAUCACCCAGAUGCACAAUGACGACAGUAACCAUAUCUGUGCGACUUGUGGUAAAAUGUUCCGGACGAAGGCAGCGAUGGAUAGACACAUCAAGGAGCAUCUAGGGCUGGAGCCAAUCGAACGGAUGCAGUGCGAGUACUGCCAGAAGUGGUUCAAUGGGAAGUACAAUCUGAACAAGCACGUUCGCUUUCUGCACAAUGAGCAGGGUCAGGUGUUUCGGUGCGAUAUAUGUCCGCACGAAAGUCCGAACAGUCGGGCGCUAGCGUACCACAAGCAGCGGGUCCAUGUGCAGGAAAAACACGAGUGUGAACACUGUGGGAAGCGCUUCAAGCGAAAGCUUUAUCUGCGCGAGCACAUUGCAUCGCACACAAACGUUCCGCUGUACACGUGUGAGUAUUGUGGGAUGAAGUUUAACUCGCAUGCUAAUCACUUUACGCACCGAAAGAACAAACAUCCGGAAGAGUGGGAAGCGCACAAGCGCAUGCGAUUGUUGAAGAAGAUGAGUAAAAAUUGAUCGUCAUAAGUUAGGCGCCUGCGGUCAGGGUGUGGGUCGGGUGCAUGGUUCUUCAGCAGACGGACUGCUCAUUGAUUAGAUUUUAAAAGGAUUCUUUUUUAUAGGUAGCCACUACAUUCGGUCUAAGGUACAUGGAAGUGAUAUGCGUAUGUUCCGCUUUUUUGGCAUAAACGUAAUAAAUUAUUUAUUUCAACGUAUGGAUGAAAUUUUCACUGCCAUCGUAGCCACUUGCCGUUGAUUUCCACUUUUCAGUUGUUUCCUCUUGGCUAACGAAAUUUUAAUCUAUGCACUUAUUUUUUCCAACAUUCUAGUCUACAAAUUCUGGACUUGGCAUAUACUUAUACGAAAGGGGUAAAAUGGUGCUUUAGUUGGGUUAUAUCCCACUGGAAGCCUCGAAUUAUAUAAAUACACAUCCAGCUCAAUUCAUAAUAAAAUAUUUCAA
Anopheles moucheti is the source of this 5085-nucleotide messenger RNA. RefSeq names its product zinc finger protein 729-like. Gene Ontology annotation, cellular component: nucleus. The transcript has 6 exons. The record is from RefSeq and is a predicted model, not a curated record. The coding region runs from base 48 to 4643 and encodes 1531 amino acids. Lineage: Eukaryota; Metazoa; Arthropoda; Insecta; Diptera; Culicidae. Gene Ontology annotation, molecular function: zinc ion binding; DNA-binding transcription factor activity.